AUGACUCCCAGCAUGGUCCAUUUGAGCUCGGAAGAGCUUAUGGAUGCCUUGAUGCAAAGGAUACAGAAACACGCCUCUAAGUGGGACACCGCCAAGAUUGAUGCCAUGGAGAAGCGUCUUCAGACGGCAGCAGCUGUUGUCAGAGGUGCCCGUAAUUCCCAUCAGCCUAUCAACCGUAUUCCGCCAGAACUACUCGCGGUGAUCUUCAGUAUGACACAGCACCACCUUCCCGGCUUCCUUCCUCUCGUCGGGAAAGGCAGUGACUAUACCAAAGGACGGGAUUGGUUGCGCCUUCUCGAGGUCUGUCGUCAUUGGCGCGGUGUAGCCGCCACCUUUCAUUCCCUUUGGGCCACCAUCGAUAACGAUCAUAUGCCCCUCACCUUUCUGAAACGUUCAUCCGAAUCAUUGCUUACGGUUGUUAUCGGUUUGAAGAAGGCACAUUUUGACCAACAUUAUCUGGCAAAGAUGAUGGAGGCACUGCCUCGCAUUCGCGAGCUUCACAUCGAUUUUUGUCACAGUGGAUCGCAUCUUGAGUCCAGCAUUACCCUCACAAAUGGUGCACCAAAUUUAGUGAGCCUGUCACUGCUACCAAAUCAUCAUCCACAUACGGCUGUCGGGGUUUCCUCCAAGCUUUCGAAGCUGUUUAUGGGAGAAAUGCCGAAACUGAAGCAGCUCUGUCUCGGAUAUUUCACAUCAUGGCCACAAGAAUACUUCAAGGACCUAACGCACCUUUGCCUGUAUGAGCAGGACACAUUUACACGCCCUUCGACGUCUGAUUUUCUCGACUUUUUGGAGUCGUCGCCACGUCUGGAGAAGCUUGCAUUGGUUGACGCUGGGCCAACACGUUACAUCUCCGAUGACCUACCCCUGGUUCCUAUCGACCGCGUUGUGGCUCUCGAUCAUCUCAAUGAGAUCAACAUGAAUGCCAGCAACGGUAUCGCUUACAUCACACGAUUACUAUCGCACCUAGCCCUACCCGAACAAACGAACAUGUUCUUCUGGGGCCAGCCGCUAGUUCAACAGCAAGAAGAGCUUUCCUCCCUCCUCCCUUCUGAUAUCUCCCACCUCCAAAACAUGCAAAACAUCCAGGAAUAUCGGUUGAUAGAGUCCGGGAACGACCGACGCCCCUCCCCUGACAUUGUCGCCGUGAUCAAUGGUGUCCUAUUUAUCCGUGGAAACUUCGCAUUGGCUCAACUCGCCACUAUACCCCUUAAAUUCCCACUAAAUAACGUAAAAAGAUUGCUCUUCAACACCAAUCGCUGUUCCCCCCGCCAUGCACAUGGUAACUUCGAUACUAUAUCCCGGAUGUGGAGAGUUGCGUUCGAACACAUGCCUUCUGUUGAGGUCAUCACUAUCCGCUCGGACGACAUGCACAAGGCUAAAGUGAUCUUGGAAGGUCUCUAUCCUCGAGGUCCUGAAAAAUUAGCUCCAUGUCCUCUUCUCACGUCUCUGCGGAUAGAGAAAUACGCAGCGGAUAUAUCAACCUUCCUCGCCUUCUAUAUUGCGGUGCUGGCGGAAGAACGUCGGAGCAUUGAAUCUGUCGAGAUUGUCUCUUUAAAUAGGCCACCCAAGCGCUGGAGGGACACAUGGUCUGGCUCAAGUUGGGUUCCGCCUUAUGGAAGUGAUUCUGAUGAUGAGUCUGAAGUGGACGGCUGUGAAGAUGAUCAGGAUGAGACGGGAGAAACUAUGCUGCAAUCAGACGGUCUAGAAGCCUUGAGAAGACGUGUUAAGAAUGUUAAUCAAAUGAAGAGGACGAACUCGUAUACCCAUUGGACCCCAAAGGAAUGGCCUACGCAAACUUAUCUUUGGAAGAAGGAAUACGAUACGAGAAGAAUCUCUAGCCUUGGGUGGUAG
Molecule: messenger RNA, 1854 nt
Organism: Desarmillaria tabescens
Lineage: Eukaryota; Fungi; Basidiomycota; Agaricomycetes; Agaricales; Physalacriaceae
Exons: 3
Coding region: 1-1854 (617 amino acids)
Source: RefSeq, a predicted model, not a curated record